Messenger RNA from Pseudopipra pipra, 470 nucleotides. Its product is annotated as BTB/POZ domain-containing protein KCTD9-like. The record is from RefSeq and is a predicted model, not a curated record. The transcript has 3 exons. Lineage: Eukaryota; Metazoa; Chordata; Aves; Passeriformes; Pipridae. Bases 16 to 258 code for a protein of 80 amino acids.
CUGCCAGGGGGGAAGAUGCUGCGCUCCAACGCAGAGGGAGCGUCCCUGAAAGGCUGCAACUCUGAGGACCCCUCAGGCCUUCAAGCUAAUCUGGAAGGUGCCAACCUGAAAGGAGUGGCCAUGGAGGGCAGUCAGAUGACAGGAAUUAACCUCCGAGUUGCAACGCUGAGAAACACCAAACUAAAGAACUGUAACCUCAGGGGAGCAACGUUGGCAGGAACUGAUUUGGAAGUUGUGACCUCCAGGAAGCCAAUUUGAGGGGCUCUGAUGUGAAAGGAGCCAUCUUUGAAGAGAUGCUGACCCCCUUGCACACGUCCCAGAGUGUCAGAUAGGGAAGAGAACACGUCGAAGAGGAAGGAAUCCAAACAUUUGUUGUGAUUUUCUUCACCUCCUCCCCUUCCUGAGUUAGAAGGAAUGGUUAUUAGACAACUUCCAUUUGCAGUAGUGCCUAAGUAGACUCUUUCUGAUCA